Molecule: messenger RNA, 1447 nt
Organism: Theileria parva strain Muguga
Lineage: Eukaryota; Apicomplexa; Aconoidasida; Piroplasmida; Theileriidae
Exons: 5
Coding region: 213-1406 (397 amino acids)
Source: RefSeq, a predicted model, not a curated record
AUACUUUUUAAAAUUAUAUUUAUUAAUUUCUAAUUUUAUAAAAUAAAAUUUUUAUUUUGCACCUUUCUCCUAAGUCCUCUAUAAAUAAUAUCCAUGAGUUUUAUUAGGUAAUUUUUUAACAAAUUUUUUCAAGAAUUUUUGUGGCUAGCUUGAUUUUACAAAUGUUUUUUAUUUUUUAUUUUAUUUUUAAUAACUUUGGAUAAUUUAUUGAAAUGGAAAGCACGAAAUUUAUUCACGUUGGACUGGGUCCGCCUUCAAGAUACCCUCAGCUUCGUAGAAGUGGAUAUCAGGAACUUCAGCCAAACAUCUUAAAUGAUUUAAAAUCAAAUUUAAAUGAAGAUGAGUCAAGUAAACUCAUAAAAGGAGAAACUUCCAGAGUUAAUAUCACGGUUGCAAAAUUCAACCCGAAAACUGUCAAAUUUGGGCAAAGAAACCAAAAUUCUGGUUCAAAACUGUCCAUCAUUAACCAAAUUAGUAAUAAGUCAUCAAUAAAAUCAGGAUCAGAGUUUAAUUUUGAUGACUUGAGUUCCUUAUCCAGUUAUGACUUCUCAAAACUUGGCUCAAAUUCAACAAAUAAAAGUGUCAUUUCAGAACCUGAAAGAAAGAAAUCAAUAAGAUUUUCUAUUGAUAACUUGUCUUCAUCUGAUAGUUUUAAAAUAGGCCAGUUUAAGAGCCUUGAGUACUCCAAAACCCCCUCAGAUAUAAGUAACCGAGGGAUUGAACACCUAAAGUCCGACACUGGACUUGAUACAACGUUUGAAGGUUCCGCUGGAGAUGACAAGUCAGGAUAUCUGCUUGAUGAACUUAGAAAAGUUGUCAAACAUGUAAUUAACGUUAAUAGGAUAAGAAACCAGGGUUCAGAUUUCAUCUCGAAUUUAAUCGGUGUUAAUUCGCAGGGGAUGGAAAACGUUGGAUUUAGCGAUGAUCCAAAAAAUAAAACUAGCUCAAACCCAUCCAGAUCAUUUGAGAAUGUACCUCUAAUUAACAAAGGAACAACCACAUCCCUAUUUGAAUCUCAAAUCAAUUCUCCAAAUCCAGUCGAUAGGACUGUGUUAAACAAGAAUUUUAAUAGAAAACUAAUUAAAAUAAGGGAAAAAUAUAGUAGGAUUGAAAGUCUACUACAAGAGUUAGGUGACCCCCUAAAGCUUAUAAACGACGAUGCUCCUUUAUCAAACAUUAUUGAGGACCAUGUUAACACAAAGCGUCUAGUUCAUCCUUUUCACAUUAAUUACUAUCCCAUGAAGGUUGAAGAGGAGGAAGAAGAAGACUAUGAGGAGAUAGAGUAUGAAGUGACAACAAAAAAAGAACCAACUCCAGAGAAGAGGGUGAACUUAAGGCGAGAAGACUAUCCUUCGUUGUGGGCGAUUUUUACUAAUCCUAAGAACGGAAUAACAUCUGCUGGAUGAUCCCUAACUUUUAAUUAAAUUUUUUGAAUGUUGUAAUUUCA